Doryrhamphus excisus (bluestripe pipefish) is the source of this 3519-nucleotide messenger RNA. The record is from RefSeq and is a predicted model, not a curated record. NCBI's taxonomy places the organism in Eukaryota, Metazoa, Chordata, Actinopteri, Syngnathiformes, Syngnathidae.
AAUUUGUCUUCUGAGGCAUAUCUUACCAGGAUGUUUAGUAUAAACUUCUGGGGAGUUUCAUCGGUGGGUGAUUGCAUAAAACAUCCAAUCCAAACGUGUAAUUGCACAGGCGUUACUCAAAGGGAGGAAACUUCACAGCACAGUUGGUGUAUUUAUUUUUCCCAAAUUUAACUCAGAUGCUUGCUUGUUUGUUUUAUUGCCUUAUAAGGUGAAUUUGUGUCUCGGCUGUUCUUACCGAGACUGUCCAUCCCACAGAUGACGUCCGAUGCUUAGGAGUGUAUGCAAAGCCACUACCAAAGUGGAGAGUGUCAGUCUGUGUCUGUCAUAUGACUGAAUGAGAUAUAUUCAUUCCGGCUUCACUUGGGAGCUAAUCAACACGACAAGCCUGUUAAACCAAAUACGCAGACCCCCACUGAGGGGAUGACGACACGUUCCCGUUUAAACAUCAGCCUGCUGGAUUUUGCUCUGGACAUUGAUCGCUGGAACUUGGAGUGCGAGUUCAACAACACGGACCAUUACACCGAGCUCAACGGCGUGGACCGCCUGGUAGUGAGGAGGGGCCAGCCAUUCACCAUCAGCCUGUAUCUUCGUACUGGAAGCUACCAGCCGGGACUCAGUACUCUGGACUGCGUUGCAGAGACAGGUCCACAGCCUUCCGAGCAGUACGGCACCCGAGCCUCCUUCGGUCUGUCUGCCGACAUCGAUGCGUCCCGCUGGAGUGCGGCCGUCAUCAGCCCCCCCGGAGACACGGUGGCCCUGUCCAUCUGCGCCGCCCCUGAUGCGCCCAUUGGACACUACACCCUGAGCCUGGGGGGGUCAGCACGGAUUGAUUUCAUCUUACUGUUUAACCCCUGGUGCUCAGGAGAUGUGGUAUAUAUGGACAACAAGGAUCAUUUGGAAGAAUAUGUCUUGUCCCAGGAUGGAAUCAUCUUUCGUGGCAAUGCCAAGCAUCCAAUAGCGACCCCAUGGAACUUUGGCCAGUUUGAGACUGGAAUCCUUGACGUGUGUUUGAGAAUUUUGGAUAUGAAUCCCAAAUGUCUGCGUAAUCCCGGCAAAGACUGCUCAGGCAGGAGAAAUCCCAUGUACGUGUCCAGGGUUCUCAGUGCCAUGGUGAAUUGUAACGAUGACAAAGGGAUUCUGCUGGGAAACUGGACGGAUAACUUUGACGGGGGCGUGAGCCCCAUGGUCUGGAAGGGAAGCGUGGAGAUUCUGCGCAACUGGGACACACGAGCUUGUCAGCCUGUUCGCUUUGGACAGUGUUGGGUGUUUGCUGCCGUGGCCUGCUCGAGUAAGAUAGGACAUGGUGGAGGCUGCUAUCCUAUCACAGGGAAACACGCUUUUUCACUCCUGCCAAGUAGCGGAUGGGAGCAGUUGGGCUGUUUUCUAAUACUCCUGUGUUUCCACGAUGUAGUUUCCAGAGCGCUUGGCAUCCCCUGCAGAGUGGUCACCAACUACUACUCGGCUCAUGACGUUAACGGCAACCUGGUCAUCGAACGCUACAUCAACGAAAAUGGAGAACUCAUUCGAUCCAAAGAAAUGAUCUGGAACUAUCACUGCUGGGUGGAGAGCUGGAUGACCCGACCCGACCUUAGCGCUUCUGAUUAUAACGGCUGGCAGGCCAGCGACCCCACCCCACAAGAAAAAAGCGACGGGGUGUACUGCUGCGGGCCCGUCCCCGUCCGGGCCAUCAAGGAGGGCGACCUCAUGUUCAAGUACGACGCCCCUUUUGUCUUUGCUGAAGUCAACGCCGAUGUCAUCACCGUGAUGAAGAAGAAAGACGGCAGCACAUCCGAGGUCACCUCCACUCAAGUGGUGGGAAAGAAGAUCAGCACAAAGAGCGUCGGCAGCGACGACAGAGAAGACAUUACUCAUCUUUACAAGCAUCCCGAAGGCUCUGAUGAGGAGCGGCAGGCUUUUACGAGGGCCGACCACCAAAACAAGCUGCUCCGGCAGAAGGAAGACCGAGGCCUGCACGUGACCAUCAAAGUGUCUGCGGAGAUGAAGAAGGGCUGCGACUUUGACGUGUUUGCCGUGGUGACCAACAACACGCCGAGCCAGAAGAAGUGCCGCCUGCUCUUCGGAUCUUGUGCCGUGUCCUAUAGCGGCUUUCAAGGAGGGAAUUGCGGCUUCAAAGAUUUGCUCAACGUUGAGCUGUCGGCCGGUGGAGAGAGGAAGGUCCCACUCAGACUGAAUUAUUCUAAAUAUGGAGACCUUCUCACCGAGGACAACCUGAUCCGCCUGGCAGCUCUGCUCUUGGACUACUCCACCAGCCAAGCAACUCUGGCCGUGAGAAAUAUUGUGCUGGACAACCCGGAGAUUAAAGUCCGAAUCCUGGGUGAGCCCAAGGAGCAUCGUAGACUGGCUGCUGAGAUCACGCUCAAAAAUCCUCUGCCGGAGCCGUUGGAGAAUUGCUGCUUCAGCAUGGAGGGGGCCAAUCUGACGGGGGGGAGCGUCAUCUCCGAGAGGCUGAGCUGCACGGUGGCACCCGGGGAAGACGCCAAAGUGAAGAUGUACUUCACGCCCACCCACAGCGGCCUCAGGAAGCUGGUGGUGGACUUCGACAGUAGCAAGUUGUGUCACGUCAAGGGAUACAAAAACGUCAUCGUUGGAAAAUAAUCAUUUUACUAUGAAUUAUGAAUUAUGGAGCGUGUGGCCUUGUAGCUCUUCUGUGCAAUUUUUUUUAUUCAUCCAGAGCAGUAAAUGUUAAAAUGUGACCAGCGUAGUAUGAAUUAUUAUUAUUAUUAUUUUUCUGUAUUUCUUGUAUGCCAAAGAAUGUGUGACGGGACCGCCCCCUAUUGGUUAGGACUAAUAACUAGAAAAUUCCCGCAGAAAUUUUCAUGGGCUUGCCACCUGUGCUGUGAACCUCGGGCCCGGUGCGCCAACGGCUACCAUGCUAGCACCUAGCAAGACAGCCUCAAGUACCGAAAAGGUUGAUGCAGUCCCAUAGUGUCCUCACAUCAUGCUAUGUGUUUAUUUGCCUUUAGAAAUGAGUAAAUUAGCUAAAAUGCUAACAUGCUAACAGUCAUCAUGCUAGCACCUAGCAAGAGGGCCUCAAGUUUAGAAAGUGCCAAGGUUGUCCUAUAACCCUCCUACAUCAUGCCAUGUGUGUAUUUGCCUUUAGACAUGAGUAAAUUAGCUUAAAUGCUAACAUGCUAGCAAUUAGCAUUUAGCCACAGGGAGAGUUGAGAAGUUUAUCUCAAAAAUGAGCCGUUAAUCCCGUUUCUACGUGGCCGUAUGGCUGAGCUACAAGGGCUGUGAAAAGUCUGUAAAUUCUCGUUUUCCCUGGAAUGUGUGUUCUAAAAAUAGAACAGGUGUAUCUAAUCUAGUGGCCCAUUUUGGAACGUUUUGGUGAAUAGCGUCGCCAUGGUUACACAAAACGUUCCAAAAAAUAAAUACCGCUGUAGUCCUGAGCGUCAGGAUUCCGGCGGUGUAACAUGUUUGGGGGUCCUUCUUGCGGUUUUGGCCGCAUUACGCGCACAAAAAUGGGAAGAUUAAGAUAUAAUAAUAGCUAAACAUCAC